AUGGCUGUAUUGAAAUGGUUGAGCAUUUGCCUGACUCUGUUCUGCCAAGGCACAGCAGCAUCAAAACCUUGCAGGUGGACGCAGUUUAGGUUGGGGAAGCUGAACGAUGUGAGCAUAAACCUGCUCUCAGAAAUGGGUGGACUCUUUCCCCUUAUGUGUGCAGAAGAAAACGUCGAACAAAUGUUUCCAGAGGAUCUUUACAAGAACACAGAGGGUGAGGACGUCUCUGUGGUUGCAUUGGAGGCUAUGCGAUAUGUGGAACAAUUAUAUAACAACAGUCUGACGUCUGUCACUUGGAACAAAACAAAACUUAACAUGUUCCAAAACGUCAUAUAUCGUCAAGUUCAAAACUUAGAGUUAUGUGUCGUAGGAGGUGUUUGGGAAUCCUCUGGAGAUGGAGGGUCGGUUACUCUGAAAACAUAUUUCAACAAGCUGAAUACCUUCUUGAAAGAGAAGGAACACAGCGCAUGCGCAUGGGAGAUUGUGCGAAAGGAGAUUCGCGAAAACUUGGUGCAGUUCAAGAAAUUCAUUGACAGCAGAGUCAAGCCGUGAGGAGA
Messenger RNA from Oncorhynchus tshawytscha (Chinook salmon), 557 nucleotides. RefSeq names its product interferon a3-like. NCBI's taxonomy places the organism in Eukaryota, Metazoa, Chordata, Actinopteri, Salmoniformes, Salmonidae. The transcript has 5 exons. Gene Ontology annotation, cellular component: extracellular region. Bases 1 to 552 code for a protein of 183 amino acids. The record is from RefSeq and is a predicted model, not a curated record. Gene Ontology annotation, biological process: defense response. Gene Ontology annotation, molecular function: cytokine receptor binding.